CUCCCACGAGCACAGGUGCAGCAGGUGGUGAGGCCAGCCCAGCCCCAGCAUGAGCUCCUAUGACCUCUCUGCGCCCUCUCCACCUCGCUGCAGCCCCCAGUUUCCCACCAUCGGCCAGGAGCCCCCUGAGAUGAACCUUUACUAUGAGAACUUCUUCCAUCCUCAGAGUGUGCCCAGCCCUCAACGGCCCCCCUCCUUCGAGGGUGGUGGAGAGUACGGGGCAGCCCCCAACCCAUAUCUCUGGCUCAACGGGCCAGCUAUGACCCCACCGCCUUACCUACCUGGCACCAAUGCCAGCCCUUUCCUGCCCCAGGCCUAUGGCAUGCAGAGGCAGCUGCUGCCCAGCGACCUGGGCUGGCUACCCAUACCCUCACAGGAGGAGCUGAUGAAGCUGGUACGGCCUCCAUACUCGUACUCGGCUCUGAUCGCUAUGGCCAUCCACGGGGCACCUGACCAGCGCCUCACGCUUAGCCAGAUCUACCAGUAUGUGGCCGACAACUUCCCUUUCUAUAACAAGAGCAAGGCCGGUUGGCAGAACUCCAUCCGCCACAACCUGUCCCUCAACGACUGCUUCAAGAAGGUACCACGAGACGAGGAUGACCCAGGCAAAGGGAAUUACUGGACUCUGGACCCCAACUGUGAGAAGAUGUUUGACAAUGGAAAUUUCCGCAGGAAGAGGAAGAGAAAAUCAGAUUCUUCCUCCAGCGCAGGGUCCUUGGCACCAGAGAAGACAGAGAACAGUCUCCUGACCAACAGCCCCAAGACCGCCGAGCCUCAGGAUAUCUCGGACAGUGCCUCACCAGGUACAACCAGCUCCCCAGAGAAACGGUCCUCCCCUGCUCCCUCAGGCACCCCGUGCCUCAACAGCUUCCUGUCUACCAUGACAGCCUAUGUGAGUGGAACAAGCCCCCUGGGCCGCUCUAUGGCCACACCAGGACUGAGCCCGGAGCCCACUGACAAGAUGGGGCAGAACUCACUGAGUUUCAACUCCUACACCCCCCUCACCAACCUCAGCAGCCACGGGGCUGGGAGCGAAUGGGCCAACCCAAUGCCCACCAACGCUCUGGGAUAUGGAGGCUCUGUUGUCAACCAGUUUGGUCCACACUUCUACAACAGCCUCAACACCAACAGUGUCCUCUACCCCAGGGAGGGCACCGAGGUCUAGGUAUGAAGCAGUUCCCAGGCCUCCUGGACAUGCCUGAGGAGGGAAGUAACUGAGGUUCUCCAGGCCAGCCCCCCACAGUGCCCCAGUAUCUGAGACAUUGAAGUUGACCAGACAUCAUGCAGAAGGCUCAGAAGAUUCCAUGCUUUCUAGAGUACCGGUGAAGCCUUCUGCUUAUCACACUGGCAUCUGCAAACAGACUUAACCAGCUGUGCGAUGGAAGGACUGGUACCUGGCCAGCAGUGAGAAGGUGGCCCCCGCGGAGCCCUUACUCUGGGCUGGGUGCUGUCAGACACGGGCUCUUUCAGGCAGGGCCACGCUGACUACACACAUUCACCCUGUGAGGUUGGUAUGAACCUCUCCGUUUGACAACUGAGGAAACUAAGGCUCAAGGAAAUUGAUUAAACUUUUCUAGGGUCAUAAACUAGGAAGUGACGGGGAUAGUUGUCAAAUCUUGGUCUGGUAAUUCCCAAAGACUAGAACAGGGGAAGCAGGCAUGGAGGAUUUGGUUGACAAGCUAAGGAAGGUGGGGGUGAGGAGCCGAUUAUGGUAAAUAGGUCAGCAUUCCCCCCACUGCCUUCUGUUCUCCCGUCAAAGUUCAGUACCAGCCUGAGCAUGACUCACCGUAGCCUGUCCAUACUCUCCUUGCCCCCCCUUUACUGGCUGACACUCCUUGGUCUACCACUCAAGGAGGGACACCAGUGGCAGGAUGCCCAGCCCAAGUGCCCCUGGAGGACAGUACGUCUAGCUGGCAUGAUGCAAGACAUCUCUUUCCCAGCUCCUCAGAGACGUUAAGCAGAGCCAAGGGUCAGUGAGAAGAGUUGUCUGUGCCCGCCAAAACCUCCAUCCCAGUCCUGCCUACCUGUGAACUCUUGUAAAGCUCAGUUUCCUGUGUGUGCAUCACGGCCCAGUGAGCGGAAGGGAGCUUGGGCUUCCAAGAGAAACAAGGCCAAAUACUCAGUGAAAGCACAUUGCUUUUUACAGCCCUGGAGAGGUGGAUAGGUGUCUGAGGAAACAGUGGCCUCAGGGGCUGGGUCCUCCGCCCGCCCUCACAGCACCCAGA
Molecule: messenger RNA, 2225 nt
Organism: Jaculus jaculus (lesser Egyptian jerboa)
Lineage: Eukaryota; Metazoa; Chordata; Mammalia; Rodentia; Dipodidae
Gene: Foxi1
Product: forkhead box I1
Exons: 2
Coding region: 50-1165 (371 amino acids)
Biological process (GO): cell differentiation; anatomical structure morphogenesis; regulation of transcription by RNA polymerase II
Molecular function (GO): RNA polymerase II cis-regulatory region sequence-specific DNA binding; DNA-binding transcription factor activity, RNA polymerase II-specific
Source: RefSeq, a predicted model, not a curated record